Messenger RNA from Ascochyta rabiei, 981 nucleotides. RefSeq names its product Inositol-phosphate phosphatase. Bases 1 to 981 code for a protein of 326 amino acids. Lineage: Eukaryota; Fungi; Ascomycota; Dothideomycetes; Pleosporales; Didymellaceae. The record is from RefSeq and is a predicted model, not a curated record. The transcript has 4 exons.
AUGCAGGACGUGGUCCAAAAACAUCACCCCGAGGUCAACAAUGGUUCACUCCCAGCUGAACUGAACAAAGCCAAUGCUUCUGCUACCCAGAGCAAGAUGGUCGAGCACCUGAUUGAAUUCGUUAAGGACUUAAGGCCGCCAAAAGCUGUAGAGGGUAGGUCAGACACCAAGGGCAAGAGCAAGGCCGCCUCUGCUGCACUACUGUCGCUGGGAGACGUGCGACGAAGCAGGGACCGCACUACCCUGAUUUCUGUUUACCUGCCCGUCUCUUGCAUAGACAGCCAGAUAGCCCACUUCUACUGUGUAGAAGACGGCAGUCUUGCCUGCAGUGAGGUUGCCGAAGUGAACUGCUCCUACCUAACCAACAGUACCGGCAGCAUAUCUUGGGUAUUGGUGGAGCGAGAGGCUUCACUUCUCAACGAUAUCAACCCUGAGCUUGGGUUUACCCGGUCUCUCUUCCUCUCUCCCCAUCCUCGCCAGGGAAAUCCCAUCUACUCGCAAGGUUCCUUGCUUACCGCACUCGAUGACAUGGGGCCGGACCGCGACCUGGUCUUCACCACCCUCCCUGUUGGCUCGGUGGAGGUGAUCAAGAAGGAAGACCAGCAGCCUCUCGCAACCUCUACAACCUACUGGCGGCUCGCAACCUCCAGCAUCCGGCUCGCAAACAUUCUGCACAAGGUCCAGGAUGUCUUCAUCGAGCUUGCCGAAGCUGCGGGCGUCGUCAUGGUCAAGGCCGAGCAUGAUGUUGCCGCCGGCUGGCUUCUUGUCGAAGAGGCGGGCGGCAUCGUCGCUUCUGCGAACCCGGGCGACUGGCACCCGACAAUGGAGGGCCGCACAUACUUCCCUGUCCGUGGUGCGAAGCGCGAGGAGCAGAAGGCGGUUGUGGAGGAAUUGUGGGAGGUCAUGGGCGGUCGCAGGUUCGUCUACGCGGAUACGAAGGCGCCGAAGGAUGGAGGUAUUUCUGCGGCUGCCACGGAUUGA